Messenger RNA from Carlito syrichta (Philippine tarsier), 995 nucleotides. Its product is annotated as protein FAM50B. The record is from RefSeq and is a predicted model, not a curated record. Lineage: Eukaryota; Metazoa; Chordata; Mammalia; Primates; Tarsiidae. Gene Ontology annotation, cellular component: nucleus. The transcript has a single exon. Gene Ontology annotation, biological process: chromatin organization. Bases 31 to 987 code for a protein of 318 amino acids.
AGCCCAGGGCGUUGGAAGGGACACGCAGACAUGGCACAGUACAAGGGCACCAUGCGGGAGGCCGGCCGCGCCCUGCACCUGACCAGGAAGCGCGAGAAGCAGAAGGAGCAGAUGGCGGUGCUGAAGCAGCGCAUCGCCGAGGAGACCAUCCUCAAGUCAAAGGUGGACAAGAAAUUCUCGGCUCAUUACGACGCCGUGGAGGCCGAGCUGAAGUCCAGUACGGUGGGCCUGGUGACGCUGAACGACAUGAAGGCCAAGCAGGAGGCCCUGCUGAGGGAGCGCGAGAGGCAGCUGGCCAAGAGGGAGCAGCGGGAGGAGCAGCGGGAGCGCCAGCGCAGGCGCGAGCACAGGCGCAAGAUCUCCUGCCUGUCCUUCACCCUUGAUGACCAUGACGACCAGGAAGGCACGACCAAGGCCAGCAAGAGCAGGAACCUGGGCAAGGAUCCCGACGUGGACACGAGCUUCCUGCCGGACCGUGACCGCGAGGAAGAGGAGAAUCGACUCCGGGAGGAACUGCGCAAGGAGUGGGAAGCCAAGCGCGAGAAGGUGAAGAGCGAGGAGAUCGAGGUCACCUUCAGCUACUGGGACGGCUCGGGCCACCGGCGCACGGUGCGCAUGCAAAAGGGCGGCACGGUGCAGCAGUUCCUGAAGAAGGCGCUGCAGGGGCUGCGCCAGGACUUCCGCGAGCUGCGCUCCGCAGGCGUGGAGCAGCUCAUGUACAUCAAGGAAGACCUCAUCCUGCCUCAUUACCACACCUUCUACGACUUCAUCGUCACCAAGGCUAGGGGCAAGAGCGGGCCGCUCUUCAACUUCGACGUGCAUGACGAUGUGCGGCUGCUCAGCGAUGCCACCAUGGAGAAGGAUGAGUCUCACGCGGGCAAGGUGGUGCUGAGGAGCUGGUAUGAGAAGAACAAGCACAUCUUCCCCGCCAGCCGCUGGGAGCCCUACAACCCUGAGAAGAAGUGGGACAAGUACACCAUCCGAUGAGACCCGCC